Molecule: messenger RNA, 2391 nt
Organism: Nicotiana tabacum (common tobacco)
Lineage: Eukaryota; Viridiplantae; Streptophyta; Magnoliopsida; Solanales; Solanaceae
Source: RefSeq, a predicted model, not a curated record
CAUGUAAAUUUGAAACAGCAGUAUAUGCUUAAGAAAUUAUAUUCAUUUUGCCUGUGUAUGUCGUAAAAUUUGUGCAACUUUUUAUUUUGUUGUUUAAUCUGGAAAUGAUUUUUGCUAUAUAUCUGUGAUUAUGAAGAAGCAGAAAGAAGUUUGAAUUAUCAAACAAGAUUUAUAAUCAAUUUCGUCAAUCUGUAGGUAUUAUUUUUUAUUUGAAAAUAGGAAAAUGGGGUGCAGGGAAUUUUUUUCAUUCAAUCAGCUAUGACUCCAUUUAAAACUAGCUCGGGUAGGUUAUAUGAUUCCUCUUAUCCAUUCUGAUAUAUUCGAGGCGUUGAACAUUUUCAUAGUUUUUUUUUGUGUGUGUUUUUUCCUUCAGAUGUUGUGGUUACUUUUUAUGAAACGAGCAUCACAACGAGCAUAUCCAUUAGUCUUCGGUAGUUUUUAGGCAGGUCAUGUUUAGUUUUAUACUUUUUCUGUGAUUCUUUUAUUGUUAAUGUCUGACCUUGUAAUAUAAUCUGGCAAACAUUUUACUAGUUUAUGUGAUUUUCGAGAACAGAAAGAAUUUUGGAUUACCCCGAUAUCUGGUAUUCAAUUUAUUAAAUCUCUAUGUUGAAGGAACACUUUUAUUAAUCAAGAAAUGGGUAAAUGGGGUGUCGUGCUUUUUAUCCGUAUUCUUUUCAGAAUUCAGCUUAGGAAAGAAAAAGAUAUGCUGAGGGGUUCACAAGGCCAGAGCUUUGAACUGAUCCGAAGACUAGAACAACAUGUGCAGACAUUAUCUGAGGCCCGAGCAGAAGACAAAAAUCACAUCCAGAAGCUGGAAAGCGAGUUGGAGAACUGUUCCCAAGAGAUAGAUUACCUGCAGGAUCAGGUGCAUUUAAGAAAUGAAGAGAUGAAUUCUCUAAGUGAGUGUGUGUGCAGCCUUCAGUUGAAACUUGCAAACCUUGAAAAUAUAUACGAAGAGGUUGCAAGGUUAAGGGAAGAAUUGGAAAUUUCAAAUGCUGAACGCUUAUAUUUGUUGCAGCAAUUGGAAAACAAAGAGUUAGAGAUAGAGGGCUCAGCUUUGUGCAUAGAGAGACUAGAGGAGUCAAUAGCAUCUGUAGGAUUAGAGCAUCAAUUUGAAAUAGAGGGUAUGAAGCUUGAUUUGAUGGCUGUGGAGCAGAAUUAUUUUGAAGCUAAGAAAUCCCAAGAAGAAACAACUCAAGAGAAUGUUAAGUUGAAUGAGUUUAUUCAUGACCUCGAACUUCGGAUGGAUGACACAGAGAAGGCUGUUGAAAGUCUAGGGAAGGAAAAUGAAAGUUUAAGGGAACAACUCCAGGCAUCUGAAUUGAAUGCCAAAACAUUUUCUAAAAAAGUAGAGGAGCAAUUUCGUGGUUGGCUAGCGAAUGUUGAUGAGAGCUCCUCAAGUAAAGAAGAGGAAAAUGCUACUAGCUGCUGUGGUGACAUUUUGGGUCCACUCCUUAUCAAACUGGCUUCUAUAGGGCCAUCGGAUGUUGACUUGUUGGACAAGAUGGAGAAAUUGGCCGGUCAAGUAAAGAACUAUGAGUCACUUGUAAAGCAGCUUAAGGAAGAGCUAAGAAUGGAAAAGCUAAAAGCCAAAGAAGAAGCAGAGGAUUUAGCCCAAGAAAUGGCUGAGCUACGAUAUCAGAUGACUGGGUUGCUUGAAGAAGAACGGAAACGACGUGCAUGUGUUGAACAAUUAUCUUUACAGAGAAUAGCAGAGUUAGAGGCGCAGGUUGAAAAAGAAAGGUUGAAAUCCUUCAAUGAAGAAGAUCGAAGUAAAUCUAUCACCAUUUACAGACAUGUCAGUGAAGCAUAAAGACGGAUCAAAUGUUGCAAUUUCAAGCGUGUCUUUCCGGUGGUGCAUGUUUUAAGCAACUGGCAAAGGAAUCUGAUCAAUAACUGUAUUAUCGCCUUAUCAAGUGUGAGAUGGUGGGGAAGUUCAGUUUGCUUCCUUGUUUUCGGAAUGAGUUAUACAUGCAUAAAUAUUGAGCUUUCUGUUUGCAGAUGAAAGACUGUUACCUCUUAAAAUGGAAUCAAUGUUGGCUUUGAUGUGCUUAGGGAUUUGCUGGUUUCAUUAGCUGAUAUCCAGCCUUAGGGAAGAUGAUUCCAGUCCAGAUGAAAUGCUGGGUUAUCAGCAUUGCACAUUUUAGUUGGAUUAUGAUGCUUUUACAUACCGACCACUCGUGCUUGUACAGAUUUAUUUUUUUCUCGGUGAACCAUGGAAAUGUAAUUUAUUUGAGCUUUUGCUUUCUUGAAAUUAUUGGGUGUCCCAUUGUGGUCAAAAUUUGUAACUGAUCUCCUGGAAUGUGCUUGCAAACUGCAAAGUCUUUUCCUAAAGGGUGCCGUCUGAUUGUACAUUUUUUGAAUCAGAUCAUUGUACUACUCGUGUUUCUU